This is a messenger RNA of Physeter macrocephalus (sperm whale), 426 nucleotides long. It is a transcript of the gene KRTAP25-1, whose product is annotated as keratin associated protein 25-1. The record is from RefSeq and is a predicted model, not a curated record. Lineage: Eukaryota; Metazoa; Chordata; Mammalia; Artiodactyla; Physeteridae. Gene Ontology annotation, molecular function: structural molecule activity. Bases 1 to 426 code for a protein of 141 amino acids. The transcript is spliced from 2 exons. Gene Ontology annotation, cellular component: keratin filament.
AUGCUCUUGGUUUGCCCAGCCAAAACAGAACUUGGCUUCUGGUCAGCUUCGCAGAGACAUGUGGCCCUGAAGAGCAACUGUUUUUUUCCCCAUCAGUUCUCAUGUCUCCAGUUCUGUCAACCGUCAAUAUAUAAUAGACCUCAGAACUAUAUGUCCAGUAGUUGCCUCCCCCAGAAACACCUGACUUACGGCUGCAAGCUGCAGAACAUCAUCUCUUGUGGGUAUAAACCACUGAACUUUGCGUCCAUCACCUGCCACCCUUUGAAAUAUCUCUCCUACGACUGUCAACCUCUAGGUUAUGAGUCCAGCAGCUUCGGACCCCUGGACUUUGUAUCUAAUAGUGUUCAACCUGUUCCUUACAUACAUGGCAGUUUCCAACCAGCUUUUUCUUCCUUUGGGACUUGGCAAUCUCCAUUUAUUAGAUGA